AUGUCUGGUCCGGUCAGCAUGGAGCUGUCUCCCCCUCCCUCUGGUCUAGAAGCAGAGCAUGAGACCCUCUUCACCACCGACUCCCUCCUCUUCCUCCAUGAGCUGAUCUCCACAUUUGAUGAGGAGGUGGAUGAGGUCCUGAGGUUGCGAGUGUCCAGAAAGUCCCACUUGGACCUUUCAGGUGACCUGCCAAGCUUUCCGGACAGUACCAGACACAUCAGGAGAGAGGCGGCCUGGAGGGUGCUCCCUGUCCCCCCAAGGCUCCAGAGAAGACAUGUGGAUAUUGGGGAUCUGGCUCCCUGCGAUACUCAGCGCUUCAUUAAAUCUCUCCUGUCACCAGCACAAGGCAUACAGGUGUGGCAGUGGAUCCGACAUCAGACUCAGAUGGAGGACGACAGCAGGGUGGUGAGCAGGCGGCUGGUGACUAACCUCACCAAUGAGGUCAUGAUGGAGCUCAGUGCUCUCUGUCACUCGGUCAGGGCCAAACAGAGGUUACACACAGCAGCAGACAUGUUCCUGGAGGUGGUCCUAAAGAGAGAUUUCCCAGAGUUCAUCACCACCUACUUGAAUUUGGACCACACCUUUCUCCGCUCCCAGAACAGACAGGUGGAGGAUCAGGACACAGACAUGCCCCGACCCAAACUGUGAAGGUCCAUCUGGAAGACUUUGAGGACACAUUAUCUUUUAACAUUUCUAGAUUUAAGUAGCAGAAAAUUAGAUGAAUUAGUAAUCAGUGUGGGUUACCUCCUUAGAGGAAGCAGACACUGGUGUGUACCUCUCUGGAGGAAUAAACAAGAUAAAUAUGGAGUUAGCAUUAGUAAGUAAUGUUACUGUAACUCACACUCAAGGUUUAAAACAAAUUAUAAUAUGUUCUACCUCUUUUAUCCGAUUAAUAUAUUCAUAUAUAUGAAUUAAUAAGCAUGCCAUGCUUUAUGUAUGAUAAAGAUAUGACUUGUAACAGCAUAAAUAUGUUGAUGUGAGCUACUGCUGGCAAACUGGCAGACAUGUUUUUAGACACACUGUCAGGGUUCCCAUGUGUCCUGGAGAAUCUGGAUAUUUAGAGACUAGUUUUCCAGUUAUGGAAAAAUCUUGAUUAAAAUGACCAAAUAUCCU
Messenger RNA from Morone saxatilis (striped sea-bass), 1113 nucleotides. It is a transcript of the gene ugl, whose product is annotated as malate synthase-like. Lineage: Eukaryota; Metazoa; Chordata; Actinopteri; Moronidae. Gene Ontology annotation, cellular component: cytoplasm. Gene Ontology annotation, molecular function: malate synthase activity. The record is from RefSeq and is a predicted model, not a curated record. Gene Ontology annotation, biological process: glyoxylate cycle.